AUGACGACGGUGGACGACACACAAGCGGAGCAGCUCGCCUCCAAGGCAACUGCUGCCGCGCAACUCACUUCUUCCAGCGCCACCGACAUCCAAUCACUAUACAACACUGCACUUUCACAACGGACCCGCGACGAACAGCAACAAGACGACCAGUACCUCUCGUUGGCGCCCACUUUCCUUUCGCUACACCAGCAAGCGUCAUCCUCGAAACAGCUGCUUUCUUCGCUCGAGAGCUUCCUGUCAACAUUCCAGUCCGACCUCUCGACGCUCUCGACCCACAUCUCGGCGCUGCAAAACACAUCGCAUCAGAUCGAUUCCAGGUUGGAUGCCACGAGGGAUGUCGAGAUCCAGCUUGCGUCCUUCUUGGCCGAUAUCGCGCUGAGUCCGAGGAUCGUCGAUCUCUUUUUCGAGACGGAGCCUGAGUCGAGGCCCGAGUUGUGGCAGAAGGCGGUGAAGCAGUUGGAUCGCGUGUUGGAUGCAACGAGUCCGUCGGCUACGUUACCUCUCCCGCCUCCUUCUGGCGACGCGGUAAGCGACGCUGUUGCAGUGGACGACGUGCAGGCGGUCAAGGAGGUGCGAGCGGUCGCAGAAGCGUGCCGGAACGUCGUAGCCUCCAAACUGCGGACGUAUCUCAUCGCCCCGCACGCGAGUAUCAAGUCUUCGGUGACGACCAAUCUUCAAGUGCUCCAAACCAGCGUCUUGCUUCGACACCACCGACCGCUCUACUCUUUUUUGGCGAGACAGAUGCCGAGAGUGGCGAUAGAUGUGCAGAGAAGCUACGUCGCUGCGGCACGACUAUACUUCGAGACAGCGUUCAGGCGGUAUGCCCGCAGCCUUGGCGUGGUGCGCAAACGAUGGGCUGAGCCGGGCUCGUCUUCGCUCAUCACUGAUCCCGUGCCUUCUUCGGCGAGUGGAGGUGGUGGAUAUGCAACGACGGCGAUAGCAGAACUGCAGUCGAGUAUGGCGACUCUUUCGAGAAAUGCUACUGGUGGCGCGUCAGCGUCUUUCUUGCCACCCUCUGCACGACAUGGGAGUAACACGCCAACUAAAGACGCUUCUUCAAGCACAUCCGACGCAGAUGCCAUGUCGAGCCACACGGAUCCCUGGCUCUUCUCCGCCAGCCGCCUGCAGUACGCGCGGUUGGAAAGCAACGCUGCUACCGUCCUGGGCUACCUGGCCGACGACGCGAGUUUCAAGGCGUGUCCUGAAAACCUCUUCCGCUCCCUCUCGCUCGUGCUGCUGGACAACGCAUGUUCGGAGUAUACUUUCCUUGUACGCUUCUUUGAAGGUAUCGGUAGCGAGGAUGAUCACGAUGCAAAGGCGACAAGAGGGGAAGGGGCGAAGAGCAGUGCGACGUCGACGCCGGGAGGUGGAGGUGUUGGCGUCGGACCGGACGAGAGCGCCAGUGUCACGGGUGCAGACGACUCGACGCUGGGCGCCGGCGGCGUGGACGACGAGGCGGGAGGUGCCGAGGCGACGGUGGUGCAGCUCAGCGCGGCCGAACAGCGGCGCCUGAGGGGCCGAGGAGCGAGCGACGAGAUAUUCAAACAGGUCAUGGAGCCUUCUGUGUCUACCUGGGUCACAUUCACGAAGACGCUGUUGACGCCGUCGACGUCGGCGGGUGCGUCGUUGGCUGCAUCGGCUACAUCGGUCGUGUCGAGCACUGUCAGCGGUGGCAGCGGCGGCGCGGGGGGCGGAGGAGCAGCGGGGAGUGUGGCCAGCACGCCAGGCGGCUACUUUGCACUGCUGUCGAUGCUCCAACUCAACGACUCGCUGUUGGACAUGUUGAAGGCCAGAGGGUGUUCAAACGGGCUGAUCGAAGGAGCAUUGAUGGGGUUCAAGAUUCAAGCCUACCCUCUCGUCAAGCGGUUUUUGGACGACCAGAUCUCUGCACUCUCGCAUCUCGCCUCUUCCCCUGCCGCCUCUGCCUCCGCCUCAGGCAUGUGGGGCAUGCUCUCCUUCGCCACGUCUUCCUCCUCCACCGCCUCCUCCUCCUCCUCAUCCCUCAUCCUCACCCCGGCGCUCGCAGAAACCAUCGCGAUCCGGUACACCUCGCUCUUCACCAAAACCCUCUGGAUCCUCUCAGACUCCCUCGACCAGGGCAUCUUCUCCGCCCUCACCCGCUUGCGCGCCGAACUCGCCAAAGUGAUCACCAACUCCAGCAAGGACUCGGCCAAGUGGUCCCCGCGCGACCGAGCCGCGUCAGUGCGCACCCUGAUGGAAGCCAUCGAAGCGGUUUUGUCCGUAACCUCGCUCGCCAGCCAUCCCAAAGUUCAAAAUGAGUUCUCGUUCUGGAACGAGACGCUGAAAAGCAUCCCCACUUAG
Messenger RNA from Sporisorium graminicola, 2325 nucleotides. RefSeq lists its product as uncharacterized. Gene Ontology annotation, cellular component: GARP complex. The coding region runs from base 1 to 2325 and encodes 774 amino acids. The transcript has a single exon. NCBI's taxonomy places the organism in Eukaryota, Fungi, Basidiomycota, Ustilaginomycetes, Ustilaginales, Ustilaginaceae. Gene Ontology annotation, molecular function: syntaxin binding. The record is from RefSeq and is a predicted model, not a curated record. Gene Ontology annotation, biological process: endocytic recycling; retrograde transport, endosome to Golgi; Golgi to vacuole transport.